Molecule: messenger RNA, 165 nt
Organism: Haemonchus placei
Lineage: Eukaryota; Metazoa; Nematoda; Chromadorea; Rhabditida; Trichostrongylidae
Source: the annotation of a GenBank genome assembly
AUGUAUACCGAAGGAAGUAUUCGGUAUUACGCUUCCCAUUCUACUUUCGACAAAGUCAUUCCUGCUCAUAGGGGGAGUUUUAGUACAAUGCGUCCUCGAUGUGACUGUAGGGGUCUUUUGGUAAAUUCAAGCAAUGAAUUUCUUCUAUACCCUAUUGCCACUUAG